UUGGACCUCUGACUUUCGUGCUUCACCCGCCGCCGUCCCGGGAAGGUGACACCGCCACCUGUUCCUCGUUUGUCGGCUCUCGUGGGUUUUUUAACCCGGAAAGAGAUCUUUCAUUUACUGCUUAAAGAAAAGUUUGGUGAGAUAUUCAGGCGCAUCGGAGCCAGGUUGGAACACGAUCACUCGUGGGCUCGCGACAGAAACGAUUUCCUGCUGUUUCUGGGUUCGAGUUUGUCUUCGGGUUCCGGAGUGAGUGGUAAUUCUUUUUGUCUUAAUUGAAAGAGCAUUGUUGCAUAGGAAUUAAUCAUUGAGCUGGACUGGAGCUUAAUUUGGUAAAUAAUGGGUUGUGCUCCCUCCAAGCACGCCACCAAGAGUGCCACACCUGAAGCCGAACCAUCAAGUGCAUCGGCCGAACAUAUUUCCCUUGCUUCUGAAACGCCUUUUACUGUUAGUGAAGUGGAAUCUUUGUAUGAGCUAUUCAAAAAGCUAAGCACUUCUGUGAUCAAGGAUGGGCUUAUACACAAGGAAGAACUUCAGCUUGCACUUUUUCAAAAUAGCAAGAAGAGGAGCCUUUUUCUGGAUAGGAUGUUUGAUCUCUUUGAUGUCAACCGAAAUGGACACAUUGAAUUUGGCGAAUUCGUUCGAUCAUUGUCAGUUUUCCACCCAAAAACUCCUUAUGCAGUCAAAGCUUCAUAUGCUUUCAAAUUGUAUGAUCUACGGCAGACUGGUUACAUCGAACGGGUGGAGUUGAAAGAAAUGGUGUUGGCCCUUUUGAGUGAAUCUGAGCUAAAUCUAUCAGAUGAUGUUGUAGAAAUGAUUGUGGACAAGACAUUUGUGGAAGCAGAUGCAAAAGGCGAGGGAAGAAUUGAUGAAGAAGAGUGGAAAGAGUAUGUGGCAAAGAACCCCUUGAUGCUGAAGAACAUGACUCUUCCAUAUCUGAUGGACAUAACCACAUCAUUUCCCAGCUUUGUGUUGCCAGGUGAAGCACAUGACUAGGAGUCGUAGGCUACAGCGACAGGUUACCUCCAACCGAAUGACCUCCUUUUCAAGAAAAAGCCCGUUUUUUUUUUCCAGAAGAUGCUGAAAAUGUGGAGAGGGAUGAAUCCUGCAUGUUCUUCAUCCCUUCAUUUAGGAACUAGUUCUCACGAUUUAAAACCUUAAUUAGGCCUUGUUCUUGUACUCAAACGAAAGAACGUCCCAAAUAGGCUAACCACUGAAUAUUUUCUCUCCCAAAUAGGCAUUGUCUGUUUCAUCCACCUAGUCCGGUUGGCUCCUAUUAAAGCCAAAUGGCAACAGCUAUGCAUUUCAUAUUACCUUUUGUUAAUUAUGUAGGUUGAAGUUCCACCAGUUGA
Molecule: messenger RNA, 1349 nt
Organism: Syzygium oleosum
Lineage: Eukaryota; Viridiplantae; Streptophyta; Magnoliopsida; Myrtales; Myrtaceae
Product: calcineurin B-like protein 4
Exons: 9
Coding region: 337-993 (218 amino acids)
Biological process (GO): calcium-mediated signaling
Molecular function (GO): kinase binding; calcium ion binding
Source: RefSeq, a predicted model, not a curated record